This is a messenger RNA of Rhagoletis pomonella (apple maggot), 899 nucleotides long. Its product is annotated as nuclear transcription factor Y subunit alpha-like. Lineage: Eukaryota; Metazoa; Arthropoda; Insecta; Diptera; Tephritidae. The record is from RefSeq and is a predicted model, not a curated record.
AACCUACUUAAAAGCUUGAAUUCGGGAGAUAUAAUACAAAAACAUCUUGAUGCACGCAGAGAGGGGUAUAACAAACCGAUCUGGUUAAAAAAUAUAUGUAUAAAACCUAAUUCUACGCAUUAUUCGAUACUUAUUGGAAUACAUACCCACAUUGUGUUACGUUACGGCAAGUGAAAUUUUAUUUAUUUUAGUCUCACACAGUGUCUUGUCCUCUGCCAACACAUCCCUAUCGCUGUUAUGUUAAUCAAUACGAUUUUACAUGAAAAUGCUACGCGUUUUGGUGAUGCUGAUGUACCAAAGAAAUUAUUAAUAACAAAUGAUAAAAUUGUAGCUAUAACAAAAAAUUCCAAAAAAUUAGAAGUGAAAACGCUUACCAAUCAGCUGCAUGAUUGCUUGAAUAGCGAACAGCAACGAAUUGCAAAUAAAAUGAAAGAGACUAUUUAUGCGAGUGUACCAAUUGCUGGAUCUUACGUGGAUAUGAUGCAACAUCAAAGAGAUUCGAGGCAACAACAUGCCUGCUGGUGUCACCCAAAACAAGCACAAAUAGGAUUCGUGAAGUGUCAAAGAGCUGCCGCUGCCGCCGCGACCGCUACGACAAUGGCAACAACGACGACGAUGACAACCAGAGUUGCGGUAGGCGGCAUCGAGGAUGAUAAUGUGGAUGGGGAUGUAGAUGAUGAUAAUGAAAAUGAUUCUGAUUCUGAUUCUGAUUGUCAUUCGGACUCCGUUGCGUUAGAUAAUUGUACAGACAGUGAUGGUGAUGAUGUCAGCUCUGGCAUUAACAGUAAGGCAGUUACAGAAAAUGUUUCUAUCGAUAACGAAGUGACAAUGGUUUUGAAUGGUGCUACUUUUAGUAAAAUUAUGAAAAAUAUUGCAAAUAAUAAUAAUAAUAAUAAUAA